This is a messenger RNA of Arabis nemorensis, 1890 nucleotides long. Lineage: Eukaryota; Viridiplantae; Streptophyta; Magnoliopsida; Brassicales; Brassicaceae. The record is from the annotation of a GenBank genome assembly.
AUGGAUUUAAACGAGAGCCUCGUUCACUUUUCUCGAGCCAACGGUCUUGCAAAGCAUGACAGUUUCGGUGAUACUGCUCUUAGCUUGAAAUGUCUUGGAAGCAGUGCAGGGAGGUUGAUGGGGAGCUCUCACCAUAACCAUAAGCUUUGUUCUGAUGUUUCUAAUUGUCCUGAUGAUGGUUGCCGGUUGGUUCUCGGUUUGGGUCCAACACCGCCUUCGUAUUAUUACAGUGUCAGGGUUAGUAAUAACAACAGAAAAGUCUCAGCUUCUUCUGGGACUGUUCAAGAACUGUCAUCAGGAGGUAAUUCAAUUCUUCAGCUUGGUCCUCCCACUGUGACCAUGGACAGUUUCAGCGAGCUAGAUUGUUCGUUGUUGACAUAUACAGAGACUAAUGGAUCUCAAGCUGUUGUUGAUGAGGGUUCUACCUCUGCAAAGCGAUCAGGUGGCUAUAUGCCAUCGCUUCUUUUCGGUCCAAGGACGGAAAACGCUAGAAAACCUUCAAGGAUGCAAGAAUGUAGUACUAAUUUUGGAACUGAUGCUUAUAAUUCACAGAUGAGCCAUGAGUCAGAGUUCUCUGUAGGCGCUUUCUCUGACAAGACGGCAUCUGCCACAUCUUCUCAGCACAGGACGAGUAACCCGAAGAAGUGUAAGUUCAUGGGAUGUGUGAAAGGAGCUAGAGGAGCAUCGGGGCUCUGCAUUGGCCAUGGAGGUGGGCAGAGAUGUCAAAAAGCAGGCUGCAACAAAGGUGCUGAGAGCAAAACUACUUUCUGCAAGGCUCACGGCGGUGGAAAGAGAUGUCAACACUUGGGAUGUACGAAAAGCGCUGAAGGUAAGACUGAUUUCUGUAUAUCUCAUGGCGGUGGGAGAAGGUGUGGGUUCCCUAAGGGAUGUGCUAAGGCAGCACGUGGCAAAUCCGGGCUCUGCAUCAAGCAUGGUGGUGGUAAAAGGUGUAGAAUUGAAGGAUGUACACGAAGCGCUGAAGGACAAGCUGGUCUUUGUAUUUCUCAUGGUGGUGGGAGGCGUUGUCAGUUUUCAGGUUGUACAAAAGGAGCUCAAGGGAGUACAAACUACUGUAAAGCUCAUGGAGGCGGAAAGCGUUGUAUAUUCGCGGGAUGUACUAAGGGAGCGGAAGGUAGUACUCCGUUGUGUAAAGCGCACGGUGGAGGAAAGCGCUGUAUGUUUGAUGGAGGCGGGAUUUGUCCUAAAAGCGUUCAUGGUGGGACUAGUUUCUGUGUUGCUCAUGGUGGUGGGAAGAGGUGUGUUGUGGCUGGGUGCACAAAGAGCGCUCGUGGACGGACUGAUUGUUGCGUGAAGCACGGUGGUGGGAAACGGUGUAAGUCUGUUGGGUGUGAGAAGAGUGCGCAAGGUAGCACUGAUUUCUGCAAGGCGCACGGGGGAGGGAAACGCUGCUCGUGGGGAGGAGAUUGGAAAUGCGAGAAAUUCGCUAGAGGAAAAAGCGGUUUAUGCGCUGCGCAUAACAGUAUGUCUCAAGACAAAGCUGGAAGCAAGAUUGGUUUGAUUGGACCGGGACUUUUCCGUGGCCUCGUCUCUACUUCUUCCCCAACCACAACAACUGCAACGAAUACUACUACCACCACUGAUCAUUCUCAAUCUGGAGUCAGCGCGGUUUCUGAUUGCACAGACUCCAUUGAUCGCCCGCCUCAGCUACAUCAUCAUCCUGAGAAAAGACAGAAGCUGAUGAUACCAAUGCAGGUUCUUGUGCCUCCAUCAAUGAAAACCUUAAGCUUCUCAAACACCGAGAGACCGGAAACCGAAACAAACAACAGCAAUGGGAGGAACAUCUUUGACUUUAUGAUUCCGGAGGAGAGAGUUCACGGCGGCGGGCUUAUGUCUCUGCUUAAUGGUAGCCUGAAACAGUCACUCCAUUGA